CCUGCCCGGGCUGGGGUGCGCUGGGUAGUGGGGGCGUGUCGACACGGCACCGCAGGGAACGGGAACGGGAAGGGGCUAAGAUGGGUCGUGUGCUCGUGGAGCUCUUUUACGAUGUUGUGUCUCCUUACUCCUGGAUGGGGUUCGAGGUUCUCUGCCGAUACCAGCACAUAUGGAAUGUUGAUUUACGCUUUCGACCUGCUUUCCUUGGUGGCAUCAUGCAGGCAACCGGUAACAAGCCUCCAGCAAUGUUGCCAAAGCGUGCGGAAUACCUGCUGAAGGAUAUCAAAAGGAUGGCAAAAUAUUAUCAGGUGCCUUUAACAGUUUCACCUGAUGUAUUCCAACGUAUCAUUGGUACAAACACACUUGGAGCCAUGCGUUUUAUCACAGCCAUGGAUAUGACACAACCAAAGUACUUGGAACCCUUAUCUAGAGAGUUCUGGUUACGUUUUUGGUCACAGCAUGAAGAUAUCAGUAAACCAGAGAGUAUUUUGGCUGUAGCAGAAAAGGCUGGGCUGUCCUCUGAGCUCACCCAGAAGCUACUUCAAAUGAUUUCCACCUCUGAAGUGAAGGAUCGUCUGAAGGAGACAACUGAGGAAGCGAUAAAAUAUGGGGCAUUCGGGAUGCCUGCUAUUGUGGCACAUAUUGAUGGAAAACCUCAGCUCUUUUUUGGCUCUGAUCGUUUAGAGCUGCUAGCCAGCAAUAUAGGUGAAAAGUGGCUGGGACCAGUUCCUUCAGCUCCAAGCUCCAAAAUGUGAAAUGUUUUGGGGAGAUACCUAAGAAUGAAGAGACAGCACAUACAUAUACAGUUGAUCUUCAGUGAUUAUGCAUCCAAUUCUAUAGAGAGAUGACUUUCUCUUUUUUUAACUGCUAUUUUGAAGUACUUCAAAAAUAACUGCUCCAUCUAAUGGACAGUAUUUAUAUGUGCACUCAUGUGUCUGACAUUGGAGAUCACCACACAUGUGCAUUCAUAGACACCGGCUCUAGCCUUUGCAGAGGUUUCUAAUGAAAGUUAAUUUUGCAGAAUGAUAGGGAAGUUAACAUCCACAUAAUCACCAUAGGCUUUUAUAAGUGCCUUCAAGCCAUGUUGGAGAGGUUUUUGACCAUUAUACCCCUGAACCGUGCUACUUUUUAUCAGUGUUAUAAAACUAAUUCUGAUUAAUACAUUAUAAAACUAAUUCUAAUUGCUGGUAAAAAGAGUGGCUAAGAUCUUGCUUUAGGCCAGGCCGCUGUCAGUGACUUGAUUCACAGUGCUGUCUCAGAAAUGGGUAAAAUGCACUUUGUGGAGGUAAUGAGCUUUGGUGAGAAGUUGGGAAAAAUGCAAUAAAUGUCUUGAAUUAAUUUGAUGGUGAAAGCUGGGUUCUCGUGAUGUUUUAUCUUAUGAAAGAGCUUGACUUAAGAAGCAGCCUGUGUGGCAAAACUGUGUUGGUUUGGGAGAUGGAUCUUACGAAACAGAUCUUACAGACUGUUGUGUGUUUUCCCAGAUUAUCUUCAGGGCUGUCAGAUGCACUUGAAAUCAGCAGAGAUGAAAUACUUAGAGCCUGAUGUACUACAAUUUACACCAUUUACCCACUGCUGAGAAAAUUAACUAAAUCCAAAGUCAACUUUUUCCUUACCUUGCUUAUUCUAGAAUAACGUAGAAGGAGCUACUUCUCCUUCUAGACUGAAACACUUGGAAUGGGGCUUUCAUUUCAUACUAAAAAACACUGAAUUUGGCCUCUGGCUCCAGACUGCGUUUCACUGCCACACCUGUUUUGUCUAUAACUUCUUUUCUAGAGAAGUUCUGACCAUAAAGAGUCCAACAAGUACUGAAGUCUUUCUCCAGCUUUCCCAUAAGUUCCCUUGGUGCUUUUUUCACUUUGUGAAUCGAUCUACUUUUGUGCACACAAAAAAAACUAGUUUGAAAAAUAAAGCAGGUUCUAGCAGGGACAGCAUCGUGCAGUCAAGCCAAAAAUGCUGAUACUGAAUAUAUCUGUGCAAUCUGAAUGCCUGAUCUUUAUGAAUAUAUGCUCUCAUUGUAUUUGUCUUCUCCUCCCUCUGCUCCCUCUCCCAGGCCUCCCACAUUUUGCUUCAGGGUUUAAGGAACCCGCCUAUCAUCACUUAUCAAUGCCAUGUUUGAACCAGGAAUUAAAUACUUUGUUAAAUUCCAGGA
Messenger RNA from Coturnix japonica (Japanese quail), 2149 nucleotides. It is a transcript of the gene GSTK1, whose product is annotated as glutathione S-transferase kappa 1. Gene Ontology annotation, biological process: glutathione metabolic process. The record is from RefSeq and is a predicted model, not a curated record. Gene Ontology annotation, cellular component: mitochondrion; peroxisome. Gene Ontology annotation, molecular function: glutathione peroxidase activity; glutathione transferase activity. Lineage: Eukaryota; Metazoa; Chordata; Aves; Galliformes; Phasianidae.